UUUAUGUAGAUAUGGGAUACAGCCGGUCAAGAACGUUUUCAGUCAUUAGGAGUGGCAUUUUAUCGCGGUGCUGAUUGUUGUGUAUUAGUAUUUGAUGUAACGUCGCCUGGAUCUUUUAAAUCUUUGGACGGAUGGCGGGAUGAGUUUUUAAUACAAGCAUCACCAUCUGAUCCAGAUCAUUUCCCUUUUGUGGUCCUAGGAAACAAAGUUGACUUAGAUAAUCGAUCUGUGUCCACUAAAAGGGCUCAGCAAUGGUGCCAGAGCAAGAAUGGUUUACCAUACUUUGAAACAUCUGCUAAAGAAGCAGUCAAUGUUGAACAAGCUUUCAAAACGAUAGCACGUAAUGCAUUAGCUCAAGAAUCAGAUGUAGAGUUGUAUAACGAAUUCCCAGAUCAAAUAAAAUUGGAUGGAGGUUCUACAGACAACAGAUCUUCGGGUGGUGAUAAUUGUGCUUGCUAAUGAUAGUAAGUUACUACAUUUCCUGGAAUAUUGCUGUCUAUUAUCAACAUACUCCUUGGCUGUAUUUCUAACAAGAGUCUCAAGGUUAUUAUUGUCUGGAGUAAAAUUUUAUUUAUAUAUAUAUAUAUAUAUAUAUAUAUAUAUGAAUU
This is a messenger RNA of Diuraphis noxia (Russian wheat aphid), 608 nucleotides long. It is a transcript of the gene Rab7, whose product is annotated as RAS oncogene family member Rab7. The record is from RefSeq and is a predicted model, not a curated record. Gene Ontology annotation, biological process: endosome to lysosome transport; phagosome-lysosome fusion. Gene Ontology annotation, molecular function: GTPase activity; GTP binding. Lineage: Eukaryota; Metazoa; Arthropoda; Insecta; Hemiptera; Aphididae. Gene Ontology annotation, cellular component: late endosome; lysosome; phagocytic vesicle.